Molecule: messenger RNA, 2744 nt
Organism: Stegastes partitus (bicolor damselfish)
Lineage: Eukaryota; Metazoa; Chordata; Actinopteri; Pomacentridae
Gene: ecd
Product: ecdysoneless homolog (Drosophila)
Exons: 14
Coding region: 115-2118 (667 amino acids)
Cellular component (GO): nucleus
Source: RefSeq, a predicted model, not a curated record
ACACAGAAUUGAGUACAGUUUCAUUUUCUUCAGAAUUGAUGCCACUCUGGAUUAUUUUGACAUAAUACAUCCCGUUUAGUUACAAGACAAGGUCUUCCAAAAAAAACUACAACUAUGGACGCCCUGCAGAGGAAAGUGAUUCAGGAGGACGUGGUCCAGUACAAACUCUUCUUGAUCCAGCCAGACGGUUCAACUUCAGAGGAGACUGAAACACGCCUCGCUCAUCUACUAGAGGAGAUUUUAGCAAAAGUUGCUCCACUCCUGAUGCAGUACAUCUGGCAGCAUCAGCCAUUCAACCUCAAGUAUCACCCGGAGAAAGGAGGUGUUCCUGCUCAUAUUGGAGGCAGCACUCAGUUUGGAGACAAUGUUGAGGACGAGUGGUUUAUUGUUUAUCUUCUGCAGCAAAUCACAGAGGCGUUCCCCGAGCUCACAGCCAGAGUUGAAGAUAACGACGGGGAGUUUAUUCUGAUUGAAGCAGCAGAUUAUCUGCCCAAGUGGCUGAACCCAGACACCAGUGAAAACAGGGUCUUUAUUUUUCAAGGAGAGUUGCAUAUUCUGCCUCGUCCCUCUAAAUCCAGUUCCGUGGGCUUCUCAAACGAUGUGGUACCCAGUGUGGCACAAGCUCUGGCCCUUCUUUCUGCCCACCCAGAAGCCUGUCAGGCAAGCCCCAAGAUUUGUUCAGCCCUGAGGAAAAGACUAGAGGGAUACCCAGAGAAGAUAAAAACCAGCCUCCACCGUUCCCACUGCUUCAUACCUGCAGGUAUUGCCACCGUGUUGGCACAGCGACCAGACUUGGUUGCUCCUGCAGUUUCAGCGUUCUACCUGCGCGAUCCAGUCGAUCUGCAGGCGUGUCGAAGCUUCAAGACCUUUCCUCCUGAUACAAGAGUCCUCACACUGGUGACGUUCACCUGUUGCCUGUAUGCGCAGCUGCAGCAGCAAGAGUUCACCCCAGACCGACGGAGCGGCUUCACCCUGCCUCCUCGCUCUCAGCCCCAGUACAAGGCUCAUGAGCUUGGCAUGAAACUGGCUCAUGGCUUUGAGAUCCUGUGCUCUAAGUGCAGACUGCCUUCCUCAGAGCCUGAUGCCCCGGUCAGCUGUAACCCUCAGUGGAAAGGCUUCAUGGACAGUCUGAAGAGGAACGGCUACUUCCGGGGAGAACUGGAAGGUUCGGCUCAUUACAGAGAACUUACAAGAUCUGCAGAAAACUUCUUUAAACAGUCAGUCGCCUCAACAUCAAGUACAUUGUCUCCAGGUGAGGAGGUUCUCCAGCUGCUGCACAGCUGCCCUCCAUUCAACUUGGAGGAGUUGAAGAAACGCGAGUCAGAGCUCCCCCAAGAGGACAGUGACAGCUGGCUGGAUAUCACAGCUCAGGAUUUGGAGCGGCUGCUGCAGGAGAGAAGCGGGGGGUUAGCUGAUGUUGGCAGCCGAAACCCCUCCAGCUCCACCAAGCAGGCGCAGCGUGUCGGGGAAGCAGAGGGGAAGGGAGAGAAGGCGGAGGACACCAAGGAGGAAGAGGAGGCCGGUUACAGCCUGGUAGCCGUCAGUCAAGGGAUGAAGAACUUCCUCAACGCCAUGUCGUCGCAUGAGGGUGCCGAACUGCCCUGGAGCAGUUCAACUCAGCCCUUUAGCUUUGACCCAGAGUCCAUGUCUAACGCACUGGACAGACUACUGGCAAGCAAAGAAGACGAGCUGGACUCAGACGAUCUGGAUGAUGAUGAUGAUGAUGAUGAUGAUGAAGAAGAUGAGGAGGAGGUGGAGGAAGAGAAAGAAGAGGCCUCCGUAGGUCAUGCAGAGAUGAACGGGGCAGAAACUUUGGACAGCCUCAAAAGAUACAUGGACCAAAUGGAUCAGGAGUUGAUGGGCACUAAUAUCGGACAAAGCUUCAAUCAAACGAUUUACAGCAAGGCCAGCUCGGACAAUGGCUCCUCUCACCCCUCUCUGGGUAGAGAGGGAGAAGUUGAAGAAACCGAGGAGGAGAUCCAGCCUUUAGACGUGGACAUCAACCUGGUCACAAACCUGUUGGAGUCCCUCAGCUGCCAGGCUGGGUUGGCCGGACCGGCUUCCAACCUGCUGCAGAGCCUGGGGAUACACCUACCACCCAACGCUGAUCGCUCAUAAAGGACAACACAUAGACUCAAACAGUGAAUGAGGCAGUGUUUGAAUGAGAAGUAACACACCAGCAAUGACGAAGUGCCUUCGUUACAUUCUUCUGUUGCCAAAGGAUGUUGAAGAUGUCCCUUAGAGCUUUAUGGUGGUUUGUUUACAUUACAGCGCAUAGUUUCUUCUUCAGGACUAGACAAGAUAUUUACUGUACUGCAGUUGGAAAACUCAUUUUGAAUUGUUUGGAGUUUAUUAAAUGGAGGCUCAUACAUGUGCACCAGAUAAACUUCAAUCUUGGUUGCACUGUAAAUUUUCCGUGUCUGUUUUGCCAUCAGAAUUUUAAAUGUGACUGAAGUGUGGAUUUCAGAUUUCUCUAACAGUUUUGUCUUGUUAUCUAAAACAUUUCGAGUAAAGAGUAGGUUGGGGAAAUCAUGUUAGAACCUUAAAACCGAGUGCAAGACAAAGAAGACGAAAGACUCUCUCCAUUACCUCUGUUUGAAAUCACGAUACACUUCAUGUAAACGUAAGAUUAUGCAGCUAUGAACUAUUUCUGUCAUGUUUACUGUGAAUCCUGUUUUGUGUCAUGUCGGGAUACAUGUGUGUUUGGUUGUUACACGUAGAAUAAAUACUGUUUUCUAAAUAAA